Protopolystoma xenopodis is the source of this 531-nucleotide messenger RNA. NCBI's taxonomy places the organism in Eukaryota, Metazoa, Platyhelminthes, Monogenea, Polystomatidea, Polystomatidae. The record is from the annotation of a GenBank genome assembly.
CCAGACCCUGAACGAGGUAACCUUUCCUUAGAAUCUCACAACAUAGACCCUCCAUUUGUACCAACAGAUCACCUAGGACGAUGGAUUGAGGCCCGAAAGAAUAGCCUGGAAAUAACUUCAAUCCACCGUGAAACCACCGAGAACAUUAGGACUACAGCUGUCCCCUUCUUUAUGGGCAGGCGAAUAUUUGAGGACCACAACGAAAAGCACAUCCGAUACUGGAGGUAUCUCAUUCGAAUGGAAAAUAUGAGCGGUGAACGAAUGCAGCUAAGGGAGAGAUUCUGGAAAGUAUUUUCUAUAACAGGGAGCCUGGAAUCGGUUAAGGGAAAGGGAGUCGUCGGAAUGCAGCCGUCGUUGACGCCCGAGAGUCCAAUGUUCCAGUAUCACAGCCACGUCCAAACUCCUGUACCAUGGGCACACAUGUGGGGUUCGUUCCGCUUUGAAAAGGCGACCGGGGGCACUUUGGAUGUUAAAAUACCACCAUUUCCCUUAUGUGACAGAGCAUACUGGUCGAGCGAGACCAAAAAGUAG